AUGGCGUACGCCGCUCCUCCAGGAUACACGCCUCAGCAGCUCCAGCAGAUGCAGCACGCGAUGCAGCUCAGGCAGCAGCAGGAGAACGCUAUUGCGACUCACCAGGCUCAGCAACGCGCGCAACUCCAGGCGCAGGCAGCACAAGCGAGGCAGGCAGCUCUUCAGAGCCAAGGCGGAGUUGCAGGUCCGCCGGCGGCAGCUGUAGCGGCUGUUUCUCAGGGCGGUCCUCCGCCAGGCGUAACUUCGCGCGAGAGGGAUGCGGGAGACGGCGACGACGCUUACAGGAACGCAAAACGCCGCAAGCCAACCGACCGUACCCUCCCGUCGACAUUCACUCCAUCCGUCCCCGACUCGCUGUCCCCCUCGCCAACCGACAAGUCGCUUGAAUCCUCCCUCUCGUCUCUCUCGAAGCUGUCGGCUUCGUACAAGCGUCUCCAGGAGAUUGAGCGUCGGAUGGACUGGACUUUUGCGCGCAAGGGGCUUGAAUGCGAGGAGUCGGUCGGGACGGUCGCUUCGGGCAAUGCAAAGGGCCAGGCGUUCAAGCGGACGCUUCGCGUGCACGUCAUCGCGACGGUCAAGGACCAGCCAUGGCAGCUCUCAGCCGACGAGCUCGCGGAAGUCGCGAAGGGCACCGACGAGUCUGCCGAUGCAGUCAAGGCAGAGGAUGGGGAGAAGAAGCCGAAGGAGCAGGAUGCCAAGCCGAACGCUCAAAGAGUCCCUCGCGUUGACGUUCGUCUGAGCGGCGAACUUCUCCCCGACUCGCGCUACGCAGCGCCGGCAAACGCCGCUCUCCCUUUCACGGCCUUCCUCCACCGCCUCGUUCUCGAGACCCCGCAUCGCGACCCGACCGUCACGCCCGUCGCAGCCCAGCCGCUCUCCUGGACCCGCCCUGUCGCGCCUGCCUCCGCCUCCUCGCUCCCUCCCGCCCUCUCCGCCUCGUACCCGACCUCGACCUCUCCCCUCUCGCUCCGCCUCGCACUCUACCCCGCCCACCCAGCAGGCGACCGCUUCGCGCUGCACCCGGACCUCGCGCGCGUGUUGGACCUCGCCGAGUCCGACCGUGUUGGUGUGCUCGAGGCGAUGUGGGCGUAUGCGAAGACUAGGGGGCUGGUGGUUGAGCAACCGGAUGCGGGACCUGCGCCUGGCGGGGCGACGGCGCAGGGCGCGGGAGCGAUCAAGAGCGGGAUCAAGACGGACGAGCGGAUUGCCAAGUUUUUCGGCAAUCUGCCGAUGGUCGCUUUCCACCACAUCCCCGAGUACCUCAACCGCUGGUUCAUGCCCGCCGCGCCGCGGGUCGUCAACUUUGACAUCAAAGUCACGCCCGACUCGCCCGCCGAGCAGCACCACGCCUUCGACUUGACGCUCUACCAUCCGUCCCCUGCCCGCCCCGCGCUCGAAUCCGCCAGCCGCUCGCUCUCGUCCCUCGUGUCCGGCACCGCGCCCUCCGCAACCGACCUCUCCCUCCUCGACGACAAGCUUGCGACCAACUGCCUCGCGACGACGCAGCACCUCCGGCAGCUUCACGCGCUCAUGGCGUUCACGCGCGACCCGCGCGGCUUCCUUGAGCGAUGGCUCGAGAGUCAAGCUGGGUCGCUCGAGCAGAUCCUCGGGACGUCUGCGAGUGCCGCGGCGGGAUCUGCGUCGACACUCGGCGAGGAGCUGUUCGGCCCACGAUGGAGAGAGGAGAUCCGCAGCGCCGAGACGUGGGAGGACAAGGAGUGGGUCAAGGAGGCGGUGGGUGUCUGGGCGAGUCGGGAGAAGGAGGGCCAGCUCGCGCGGACGAGGGUACAGGCUCAGCAGGCUCAACAGCAGCAGCAGAUGUACGCGAUGGCUCAGGGCGCGCAGCAGCAGAUGUAUGGUAGGAGGUAG
Molecule: messenger RNA, 1869 nt
Organism: Rhodotorula toruloides NP11
Lineage: Eukaryota; Fungi; Basidiomycota; Microbotryomycetes; Sporidiobolales; Sporidiobolaceae
Product: SWI/SNF-related matrix-associated actin-dependent regulator of chromatin subfamily D
Exons: 6
Coding region: 1-1869 (622 amino acids)
Biological process (GO): regulation of transcription by RNA polymerase II
Cellular component (GO): nucleus; SWI/SNF complex
Source: RefSeq, a predicted model, not a curated record